UCAAGCUCAUAUAUGAAAUGAGUAGUUAUUUGCGCCGCUCGGGCGGCGACAUUGACAGCGUUUUGUCGAAUAUUCUCGUGUGAUUCUCGUUCGCCAUUUUGUGAAUGCUGCGGAAUUCUACGUUAAGUAACCACGCAUAGGUUAUCCUGGAGUAAAUCAGUUUUGGUAUGGAAUAAUGUCUGAAAAGUCAGUCGCUGGUAAAUCCACAUUGAAGAAACAUGAAGUUGCUAGGCCCUUGCAUAUUCAGAGACUGGAAACCGCCUUAGAUAUACGACCUUUUGUGAACCAGGUUGAAAAUAUCCUUAACUCUGAUGCUGAGAGCAACAGUGAUGAUGAUGAUGAUCCUAAGACAACAGAAAAUGAGUUUUAUAGGGGCGACAAGAAGAUGCAUGGUGUAGUCACAACAAAACAAGAGCGACAAGGCGAUCGUUUGCGCCUGUAUAAUUUCUCAUCAGUGGGCGCAGAACGGCAGUGGCUCAAAAAUGUUCUAUUAUCUUCGGGAUCGGAGACAAGUAGUGAAGAUGAUUCCCCGGCUGCUAAGGGAAGAAGAUUAAAAAGAAUCCUCAAAGAAAGACGCCGUCAUAAUAAUUAUAUUAAAGAGUACAAUAAAGAUCCUGGGAACUCACGGUACAUGUACUAUGGAGCUGGCUUAUUAUCAACUGUGGACCGGUAUCCAGAACGGCGUAUUAGUCGGCCAGUACCACAGCCUCCAUCUACAAGGGGCCGCAGAGGUCGUCCUUCAGACAGAGGCGCUUCAGCAGGCAGAGGCACAUAUAAAGCUAGGAGAGGCCGAAACAAGGAUAAUCGAAUCAUCAAUGAAACUCAUGACCUGGUAGAUGGGGUCGUCAUCGACUGGGAAGAGCAACUUAGGAAUCUUAAGGAUGAUAAAGAUAAGGAUGAGGAUGAUUUUGCAAUUUUAGACAAGCCAGGAAUAAGAGGUCGUAAGAAACUGGCAGCCAUGAAGAGUCCUGAAGCAUUGACCGCACGUCGGCGUCGACAUUGGCAACUACUCGUCAAAAAAGAAUUGGGAAAAAUGCAAAGAGCCAGGACUUCUACUCAUAGAGAAGUUAUGUUGCAAAGAAAGCGAUUGGCUACAUUAUGUUGCAAACAUUGGCGACAAUUAGCUAUGCAGUCUCAAAAGAAUAUGAAAGAAACAGUUUGGCGUUGUAAACGACUGAGCAGAGAAAUGCAGGCGUACUGGCGGCGAUAUGACAGAGCUGAGAGGGAAACUCGGCGGCGGAUGGAAAGAGAAGCAGAGGAGCAAAGAAAAAUGGACGUAGAACUAAUGGAGGCUAAACGCCAAAGGCGUAAGCUGAAUUUCCUAAUAACACAAACAGAAUUAUAUGCGCACUUUAUGCAAAGGAAGAUGAGUGAAGAAGGUGACAGUGGGGCUGACCAAAUACUUAGACAGCUAGAUGAAGAUAGAGAUCCUAGGUUGGCUGCCAUUGACCACUAUGACAGCGAAGCUAUGAAAGCUCAAGCUUCAAGGAACGCUCGUGAGGCAUUCAAAGCAGAACGUGCGCGCACGCAACAGUUUGACGCCGCAGCGGGCGUGGAUGACGCGCAGAGCGAAAGCGAUAGGCGGGGAGGCGACUACGAUCAACCUAACAUAUUUCAAGGCACGCUAAAGGGGUAUCAACUCAAAGGCAUGAACUGGCUUGCAAACCUCUAUGACCAGGGUAUCAGCGGUAUUUUAGCUGACGAAAUGGGUCUUGGCAAAACAGUGCAAUGCAUAGCAUUCUUGUGUCACGUGGCGGAAAGGCUCGGCGUCUGGGGACCGUUCCUUGUGGUCUCCCCCGCUUCUACACUGCACAACUGGCAACAAGAGAUGCAGAGAUUCGUGCCAGACUUCAAAGUAGUCCCUUACUGGGGUAGUCCAGCGGAAAGGAAAAUUUUACGUCAAUUUUGGGAGCGUAAAGACCUCCAUACGCCUCACGCUGCUUUCCAUGUGGUUAUCACGUCGUAUCAGAUAGUGGUGUCUGACCUUAAAUAUUUGAAUCGAGUGUCGUGGCAGUAUAUGAUAUUGGACGAGGCUCAAGCGAUCAAAAGUUCUGCAAGUAUGAGAUGGAAGCUGUUGUUAGGCUUCAGUUGCAGAAAUAGACUUCUGUUAUCUGGUACUCCAAUACAGAACAGCAUGGCAGAACUGUGGGCACUGCUACAUUUCAUAAUGCCGACUUUGUUCGACUCGCACGAAGAGUUCAAUGAGUGGUUCUCCAAAGAUAUUGAGAGUCAUGCUGAAAACAAAAGCACCAUUGACGAGAAGCAUUUAUCACGGCUUCACAUGAUAUUGAAACCAUUCAUGCUGCGACGGAUUAAAAAGGACGUAGAGAACGAGCUUUCCGAUAAAAUUGAGAUUAUGGUGCACUGUCCACUCACGAUUAGGCAAAAGCUUUUAUAUAUUGCCCUGAAAAAGAAGAUUAAAAUUGAAGAGUUGUUACAUUAUUCUGUCGGAGCUGAGUCUGGUCAUAAUGUAGAUAAAAAUUUCACAUCUAAUUUAAUGAAUUUAGUAAUGCAGUUUAGAAAGGUUUGUAACCAUCCGGAACUGUUUGAACGAAGGGACGUGAGGUCGCCAUUCGCAAUGCAAGUAGACGACUAUCAUAUACCAAAGAUAGUAGCAGAAGAAUGUAUUUUAAUUCGUUCAAUUCCAUCCAAGCGGCAUUUGCUUUAUAAUAAAUUAUCAAUACUCGUACCUGAAUAUAUUCAUGGCAGUAUUAGUGAAGAAGAUGAAUUAAGUGGAAUUAAUGUUGGUGGGUUCUUCGGUUUUACGAGGUUCAUGGAUCUUUCUCCAACGGAACUUUAUAGAGUCAUGCUGUGUGGAUGGCUUUAUGCAAUGCUACAUAUAGAACAAUGUUUAGAGAAAUUUGAUAAAUUACGUCAUAGAGAAUUUUGGUGGAAGCACUCGCGUGGUAGACCGCCGCGGAGGAAGAGCGCUGCGAAGAAGCGAGAUAGUGGAGAAUACAUACCGCCUAAGUAUUAUGACAUAACAAAUAGCAAGAAUUUACUCUUUAUAUGCCCUGACGGAGACGUGUUGAAGAGCAGGAAGGAUGAUAGUUUGUUAUGGAAGGGACUGCUGUUUACCGAUCCUCUGUGGGGCAAGGGUGGUCCUUUCUACACCCAUGCAGACCACAUUCUGCAUUACAUUCCCGAGACUGUGGAACAUCGGGCCAUGCGGCUGAGGCAUUUGAGGGAGAGAGACGGCCAGUUUGCGUUACAGUAUGAUCUGUUGAGUGAGAUAAAGACGGAAGACGGCGGCGUCACACCUGUGCCGGAAAUAGUAGACAUGCUGGAGUCGCCGCACAUUGAACGAUCGCCCAUAGUGCUGCCAGAUAUGCCAACUCCCGUUCCCGGAUUCUUGUACACCACUCAACCUAAGGUGUGCGCAUGGACUCGUGAGGCGUUUGCCGUAUCGCGCAACUUCGCGUACCACCAGAUCCGACACCAACACGGCGAGUGCCGUGAGGGCGCGGAGCUGUUGCGGCAACUUGUAGCCGCGGCCAGCCCUGCCUUCGGAUGGGCCUACGUGCAAGUACCCGACAAAAACCAGUUAGUGAGUGACGCUGGGAAAUUAACUGUUUUGGAUUCUCUUUUGAAGAGACUAAAAGAAAAGGGGCAUAGAGUGCUUAUAUACAGCCAAAUGACCAAAAUGAUCGACUUAUUAGAGGAAUACAUGUGGCAUCGCAAGCACAAGUACAUGCGAUUGGAUGGGUCUAGUAAAAUAUCGGCGCGACGCGAUAUGGUGGCAGAUUUUCAGGCUCGAGCAGAUAUUUUCGUGUUCCUACUAUCCACACGAGCGGGUGGACUUGGUAUUAACUUGACGGCAGCAGACACUGUGAUAUUCUACGACUCGGAUUGGAACCCAACGGUGGACCAACAGGCUAUGGAUCGAGCACACCGUUUGGGACAGACCAAACAAGUGACAGUCUACAGACUCAUCUGCAAGGGGACCAUCGAAGAGAGAAUCAUGCAGAGAGCGAGAGAGAAGAGCGAGAUACAAAGGAUGGUGAUCAGCGGAGGCAACUUCAAGCCUGACACGCUUAAACCGAAGGAGGUCGUGUCGCUUCUACUGGACGAUGAAGAAAUUGAACUCAAAUAUCGUCAGAAAUCAGAAGAAAAGAAAUUGAUGGAGGAGAAGGAAAGAAAAAGAAAAAUGGGAAUUCUACCGCAACAACAGCCUGCACCGCCAACACCGGUGGAACCUAAGAAACUGCGCGACUCUAUAUCGGAGCCAGGCAGCCCCCUCGACGUUGAUGAUGAAGGAGAACUAGUGGUCGACAUACCUUCACAGCCUGCCACGCCUGUCUCAUACUCGCCACCGAUGCGAUCGUCGUCGUGGGGAGCGACGCGGUCGGGGCGCGGGUCGCGGCGCGGCAGGCCGAGGGGCUCCAGACACGCCAUGAGUCGGAGGACCGACGCCAAGCCUGCGGACAACGCCGUCGCUGUAGCAGCUGGGGCAGCGUUAUUGGAAUCCGACGCUCCUUUAGAGGCGAUUGAGCCUGCUCCUUCGCCGGUGCCGGAAGGCCGCGGUAGGCGAGGCCCGGGCAGGCCGCGGCUGCGUACAACGGCGCCCCGAGGCCCUACGCGCCGCCCGCGCCGACCUCGCGAGCCUCUGCUGGUCCCACUUGCACCGCCUCCCUAGCAGAGGUUCCACAAGAUGACCAAGAGUCGGAACAAGUACUGCAAUUCAACAAAGCCCACCUAUGUGCAAUAUUUGAUUAUUUACAUUCUUGUAGAUUUCUACUUAGAAUGCGGUCCGUCAUUUGUAAAUAGAUGCUACAAACUAAUUGAUAACAAUUACUCUCUUUCUAUAUUCCUUUAUGGAUAAUAGCUAUGAAUAUAGAAGGAAUUAAGAGCAAAGCAUGAAUAUUUGCUAUUAAUACCUUCUAUAUUAGACGUUUGAAAGCAUUCAUAAUCAAAUAAGCAUACGGACGGGUCUAAUAAUUUAUCUCAAUUAUUAAAAAUCCGAUAAAUUAUACGAAUCUGUAAAAAAAUCUAAUUUAAAAAGAUGUCUUUAUUAUAUGUCAAUAACACAUUAAUUAAGGCGAUAUACGAGUUGAGUUUGGAAAUUCGAAUUUAGAAAUUACAAUCCCGCGAGAUCCCUGCAUUUGCGAGACAUUAAUAUUGUUUUAUUUGGCUAAAAAGCAAUAAAAAUGUUUGGUUGUGAUUAUAAGGUUAACUAAAAUACAAUAUUAAUUGACGGUAAAAAUCAGCUAUUAAGUUAUUUAUUAUUUAUAUAUUACAAUUACCCGUAUAUUUGCAAAUCAACACAAAUAAUAAUGAAAGUGUCAAAUGAAGACAGUUUAAGGGUGAUUUUUGAAAUGGCUUUUUAAAAAAUAGAGUAUUGAUUGAGAAUUUGAGAGUGCUGUCUUAUAACUAUUAUCAAACUAUAAAGAUCCGUGUCCACUACAUCGUAUCAUACCAGGACAGUGUUUGUUCCGGCACAGGCAAAAAAAUACUCUGUAUGAAUUUUUAGGCGCAACGCCUUUACCGGCCAAUACCGUAGCGUGCCGUGACCGGCCAGAAUUCCCGGACAUAUGGGUAUAGAACGGGGUUGCUCAGUUGCACUGGGCCUAUGCCCACUACUAUUAGCGUCCGGCACGCGCCGAUCCAUGCCUGACACGGUCCUUUAAAUUAUUUUUUAUAGCCAUCACGUAUGGUCCUGAAUGAUACAUUUGCAUGUUAGGAAAUUGCACAGCUAAUCGGUUUAGAUUUUGUAAGUUACAAGAUCCUUUGUAAAUGAAAUUAAAUGCAUGUUUCUUUUUACAAAUUUCCAGAAUGAAGUUAGUGUAGGGUUUGAACUGUGUUAACUGAGUCUUUUUAAAUUGAUUUCUUAGAUGAUUCUUAGGCCAGUGGACUAUUUCUGUUAGUUUAAAUUAUUAUGGAACGGGAAAACUACAUAAAUCUCUGCGAAGAUUACACCUGUAGAGUCUAUAAUUUUGGGUAUAUUCUUAACUAAAUCUUGCUUAUAUUAUUGCUGCGAUAUUGUUUCCAAAUAGUAAGAUUUUUUGCAUGUGCAUUAAAAUAUAACACUAAGCAAUGAAACAAGUGUUGCUUGAGAUAUGUCAUCAAAACAACAACAACAAUUCGAACUUGAGCUUUUUUUGAGCGAAAGUGCUGUGUUGUCUACCUACCCCGACGGGAUAACUACAUACAUACAUGAGAUCACCACUGGUGGUGGUGGUUAUGUAUGAGUGCUCAACGUAUUGAAAUGAAAAUUCGAAAGCUGUAUUGUAUAUUUAGGCUGCUCUCGUUGAAGUUUAUCGGAUUCUAUGGAAAUAAAAUUAGUCUCUCUCUAGUACUAACCUAAUUGCAAGUAAAAAAGGUGUUUUAAUUCCAAUUUCACCCAAAAUGUGACAAAGGUUACGUUCUAGCAACAUUGCAGUAAAUUAUUGCGAUUGAUUUUUAUUCUUCUCAGUAGACACUCACGUUGACGUCUGAGGGUUGCAAACUACAAUACUUAAUUUAACCGUCAUUAUUACUUAGAUAGGCACUACUACUUACGCAAGGUAAACCUAUCUCAGCCACCGGUUGGGAACGAGAGUAGCCGUUCUAUACGUAGUAUAAUUCCUUAUACUAUGGUUGUGUUGAGAAUUAUUUGUUUGAAAAUGUCAUAAUUUGUCUUUUUAACAAAAACAAAAGUGGCACCUUCAAAAUAUUAUACGAAAAUUUUCAGGUGUACACUAUUAAUAUAUCAUUUUAUGAAUUUUAUUUACCUAUGUUUUUAAGUAUACUAUUUUAUUUAUUUAUUUAUUAUGGACAACUUACAAGCUACACUCUGCACAUGCAAAGUAUAUAAAACUUUUAUUUAUUAACCUAGAUAUAACAACAAACAAUGUUAUACAAAUUAUUUCAGUGUUUCGAAUUGGUUCAGGGCAGAGUAGGUAUAUCGCCUUAAUUGUUUAUGAGUAAUGUUUUAACGUUAUUUUUAUUUUAGAUGUAUAUAAUAAUUGUCAUGGAAUAAUUUCGUGUUGUCGUCAUGUGAUGUGAAGUAGAUAAAUGGAUUGAUAGUGUAGGAAUUGGAAGUGUCAAAUGAAUGAAGAAAUUGUCAGAAAGAAAAGGUUUUAAGCACGGAAUAGAAUAAAGAGGUUAAGACCCAAAGGGGCGUGAGGCGCGCUUCAAGUAUGAGCAAAUAGCUCAGUUUGCAGUACUUAUAUUAAACUGUCGUUUUGUGCCAAUAUAACCUGCAGGACAAGAAGUCAAAUAUCUACAAUCAUGCAGGGAGAGAUUUAUUAUCACAGGUAAACUAAAAACGUUAGUUUAAUCAACUAUUUAUCACCAAAAAUACUUUUGUAUUCGGUAAAUUACGAAUGGUAAUGAUAAAGAUGCAACCUGUCAUAUAAAAUAUAAUUUGCUGGUAAAGUUCAUUUAGUGCUGAGUAUGUAUGCGUGGUAUCGUAGUUAUCUGUUUGCACGAGUAGUAGUAAAAAGAGUGGGAGUUGAACAGGCGACAGCGAUUCUCGUACAAAAUGGUACGCUCUUUCCAACUUCUUUCUUCUAUUCCGUGGUAUCAAGGAAGGUUGGGAAUGUUAAGAACAUACAUAAUUAUUGUAUUUUCUUCGCCUUGAUAUAAAAGCAAUCGCCAUCCUGUGAUGGAUGUAACGGUAACCUCAAUAAAUGCCUUGUUUUAAUUUUUAUGACGACUGAUAACGUUUUUUAUUUAAUAAAUAGACAGUAUUUA
Messenger RNA from Pectinophora gossypiella (pink bollworm), 7674 nucleotides. RefSeq names its product chromatin-remodeling ATPase INO80 (gene Ino80). Gene Ontology annotation, molecular function: ATP binding; ATP hydrolysis activity; ATP-dependent chromatin remodeler activity. Bases 176 to 4636 code for a protein of 1486 amino acids. Lineage: Eukaryota; Metazoa; Arthropoda; Insecta; Lepidoptera; Gelechiidae. The record is from RefSeq and is a predicted model, not a curated record. Gene Ontology annotation, biological process: DNA repair. The transcript has 28 exons. Gene Ontology annotation, cellular component: Ino80 complex.